GGGAUCGUUGUAGCCCUGGCUGAUAUGCGAAUUGAGUACGUCAAGAUCAUCGUGCGAACUUUCGACUUUUGCUUCUUGCAAGGAUCCAACACUCUGUGGGCCGUCGUGUUGAGUCUUGAGAUGAACGACCUGCGCGUCUUGGUUGUGCUGGUUUGUUGGCUAAACUUUAUGUGUUGGCUGCUCCAAGAAACAUAUUUGCGAACUUCGUACCUCAUCGUUGGGGUAGCUCUGUGCGAAUGGGUAUUUUACGUCAUGUUGCUGCCAACGCUGUCACUCGAACUCGUUGAUGACCUUCACCACUACACUUUACUCACUGCUAGAGGACGAGAACUAUCCACACAGGACGUAUUAGCGAAUGUGAUCGGUAAUAUGGCGAUGUUCACGCUUCGCAAUCUUUAUCGACGGUACCAGAAUGUCAAGUACCGCAAAAACCAGCCCGAAGCGGCCAUGCAAGCGCUCGGAUACAGGCAUCUCCCCAUGCAAAUGCAUCUCGCAUCGGAACCGUACGCGUACGACAGUUGCGACACUGUUUGGCCUCGCAUUGGGAGUCUGGCAGCAAUUGCAUCGUGGAAACUUGUCUUUUUGUACGGCUCUGGGAUGGUUGGGGGGAGUUGUGCAGCGUUUUCGAUGUUUGUUCCGGAAAAUACGUUCGGGGCAGACGUAAGUGCCGUCUUAAGCGUUGUCGCCAGCAUAGUAUGCACUGGCGUCUUUGCGUGUAGUUGCCAGCGCCAACUGCUCAAGCGCGUCGUGACUUCCUUCCACUUCCUGUUCCUCACGACUCAAAUGAUUGCCACAGCCUUUUGCGUCAUCGACAUCUUCAGCCGUCGGUGGAUUCCAACCUGCGGCGUCGUCUCGAGUCUGCUGUUGGCUUACUCCGUUCUGACUGUCGACGCCUUGAUGCCUGUUAUGAAGAGGCGACUUCGCUUCCAGUACUCGACAGUGGUAGGGGGUAUUAUCCUCUUCUGGCUGGUAGAAUCUGCGCUGCUGCUGGACGUCCUGGUGCUGGGCAACUGGAAUCUGCAGGAUCGAGUGCUAUUGGACUUUACACUACUCGGUCAACGAGCAAAGUUUUACGUGGCACCGUUCAUGCUGAGUCGAAUUAUUACGAUCGUCGUGUGGUCGGGCCGCUUUGUGUUCGUCACAGCUACGAGGCACAACGACAACGCACUGAUUUUGCUUCGUGGCAAUGUGGAAUUCGACUUGGAAAGGUGGAAAAGAGAAGCCUAUAGUGACCCUCUCAGGACCAUUCAACGCCAAAGUGUACCGGGCAAAGACUUCGCUUGA
Molecule: messenger RNA, 1284 nt
Organism: Phytophthora sojae
Lineage: Eukaryota; Oomycota; Peronosporomycetes; Peronosporales; Peronosporaceae
Exons: 2
Source: RefSeq, a predicted model, not a curated record